Messenger RNA from Trypanosoma grayi, 1368 nucleotides. RefSeq lists its product as hypothetical. The coding region runs from base 1 to 1368 and encodes 455 amino acids. Lineage: Eukaryota; Euglenozoa; Kinetoplastea; Trypanosomatida; Trypanosomatidae. The transcript has a single exon. The record is from RefSeq and is a predicted model, not a curated record.
AUGGAUGAAGUGAUAAAAGCUCUCAGAACUGUAAAGCAAGCUGCAGGGGGUGCAGAAGAAACUGCGGUGGCUGUCUACAAGAAGGCUGAUGGUGCUAAGAAAGCUUCAGAACAGGCGUUAAAAGCCGCAAAGACUGCGCAAAGUGAGGCUGUUGGGCUUCAAAAUGAAGUUCUAGCUGGCGUUGAUCACAACAAGGCUGUUAAAGUUCAAGAAAAAGCGGGGACUGCUGCGUCAACUUCUCAGAAGGCAAAGGAUCUCCUUAGUACGGCGGCAGGAUUGUCCCAAGAGACAAAGAAUGCAGCACAGGAAGCGCUUCCGACGACCUCGAUGAUCACAAAUUAUGUUAAGGAAGCAAUAAAGUUAUGGGAAGGUUCAGUCCCACAGCAAGUAAAAGAUUUAUUGACACUCGCAGAAACGAGUGAGGCUGGACUUGAUGGCGCGGCGAGCAAUGCAACUUCUUCUUUGAGUGAAGCGACGGCUGCUCAGGAGAACGCAAAGACUGCAGAGUGGCACGCCAAGCAGGUGGUGAAUGAUGCUCGUAUGAUAGCGGGCAUAACAGAUAGCAGUGGUGCGGGUCGUACAGAAAGAAAUAAAGAGAAUGUAAAGAAGGACGCUCAGGCGGCAGGACUACACGCCGAUGAGGCGCUGGAAAAAGCUAAAGCUGCAGCGCAAAAAGCCACAACUGCGUCUCAGAAAGCUGAAAAGGCGGCUGAAGCCGCUGGAAAAAUGGUGGAGGCUGCAGAAGCCGCGGAAGGUGCUGCUCAAAAAGUUAGGAAACUACCUAAAAAUCGAAGUGUGCCCCAACACAGCUCUCAGAAAAACGUUCAUGCACCACUGCAGCAAGACAGACAGGGCAUCGAGGAGCCUCCUACCGUCGCAGUAAAUCAGGCAAAUAAAGAAGGUGCUGCUUCUCCUGAUUUACCAAAUGAACCACGUGCUGUAGAACAGCGCCAAGUGAUACCAGAAGGUAAGAAAGAAGUGGAAGUACCUAACAAUACUCCUCUUGCAGCCGCUUCUCAAACACCGGCAGAAGGAAAGGACAACACCCGAACACUUCCCCCUGCAGAUGCACCCAACGCAGCCGAUGCACAAGCCCCGCCAGCCGGUGAUUCAGAGGCAGCCGUCGUGCCUAAUGGUCUUUCUUUAACCGAGCCCACUGAAGCCACCGCAACGUCUGAUGAACACACUGGGGAGACAUCCUCUCCAGCCAGCGAUGCGCCUGAGUCUCCGCUGCUUCCACCGAGCAGCGUUGUGAGUGCCGCGAUGGGUGAGAGUGGCGGCACAGACGGCAGCGGCAGCGCAGGGUGGAUGUGUGCGCCGUCACUGCUGUUGCUGUUGGGUGCAUUGAUUGGCUGCUCGGUUUUCUGA